Molecule: messenger RNA, 1494 nt
Organism: Lachancea thermotolerans CBS 6340
Lineage: Eukaryota; Fungi; Ascomycota; Saccharomycetes; Saccharomycetales; Saccharomycetaceae
Gene: MSS1
Product: Mss1p
Exons: 1
Coding region: 1-1494 (497 amino acids)
Biological process (GO): tRNA wobble uridine modification; tRNA methylation
Cellular component (GO): cytoplasm; mitochondrion
Molecular function (GO): GTP binding; GTPase activity; protein binding
Source: RefSeq, a predicted model, not a curated record
AUGCAGCGCGGUCUUUACGCGUCAUACAGGUUGUAUUCAAGUGUUCCAGCUACCGCAUUCCACCCCACCAUAUAUGCCCUCUCAACUUCACCGGGUCAAAGAUCAGCCAUCGCUGUAGUGAGAGUCACCGGCUCCCAUUGCAAGCACAUAUACUACCAACUAACUGGGGCACAGUCCCCGCCAGUUCCAAGAAGGUGCUCUUUGCGUAACCUCUACCAUGCUGCGGGAGCCAAAAAGAACCUCCUUGACUCUUCGCUUGUUUUGUUCUUUGAGAACCCCAAGUCAUUUACAGGCGAAGACAUGCUAGAGCUGCACUUGCACGGAGGAAGAGCAGUCAUCAAAAGUGUGCUUGGUGCGAUCCAAAGCCUCGGUGAUCAGAAAAAGGGAUUGGAUAUCAGGUAUGCUCAGCCAGGUGAGUUUUCGCAACGAGCUUUUCAGAAUGGGCGGAUGGACCUGACUCAAGCCGAGGGUGUAGCGGACCUUAUCGACGCGGAGACAGAAACGCAGCGCCGCAGUGCGCUGCAAAGCUUCCGGGGACAGAAUAAAGCGCUUUUUGACGGAUGGAGGUCUCAAAUAGUGUCAGGUAUUGCGCAACUAACCGCCAUCAUAGAUUUCGGAGAGGAUGCAGAAAUUGAAGACACGCAAGCCAUACUUGACAGCGUCCGUAGGAACAUGAUGAACCUUGACAAGGAAAUUAAGCUAUUCGUGCUCAAAAUUAGGCGAUCAAGCAUUCUCCAGAAUGGUGUCAAAGUUGCCCUUUUGGGUUCUCCGAAUGCAGGAAAGUCUUCUCUGCUAAACUGUAUAACGAAUGAUGAUACAUCCAUCGUGAGCGAUACGCCGGGUACAACAAGAGAUGCUAUCGACGUUCCAAUCGAUGUAGAUGGCUAUAAAGUGGUGUUAUGCGAUACCGCUGGAAUCCGGUCCGAAAGCGAAGACCAAAUUGAAAUUCAAGGCAUUAAAAGGGCCAAAGCAAAAGGCUCAGAAAGCGACUUGGUUAUACUUGUGAUUGAUCCGACCAAGACGCCGCUCGUAACUGAAGACCUGCAGCGUUUCGUCAAGGAGCAAAUCCCUCACAAUCAGGUAAUAAUCGCCGUAAACAAAACAGAUUUGGUAGAUACAAAAGGACUUAAAAACGUCCGCCAAGAAGUAUACCAGAUCUUCAAUGGUGACUUCCCCAUCAAGUCAGUUUCAUGCACAAACUUUGAAGGUAUUGAAAAUCUCGUAAAAGAGCUAUCGCACGUCUUCCAAGGCCUCUCAGGUACGAGUCAUGAUUCAGAUCCCCUUAUAGUGUCCAACAGGACAGAAGAGAUUCUAACCAAGGAUGUCAUGUUUGGGCUGCAAGAGUUUUUGAGCUUUCCUGGUACUGAAGACGUUGUAAUGGCUUGCGAAAACUUAGCCUAUGCUGCCGAGGGCAUUGGCAAAAUCACGGGAGCCUCAGUAGGCGUUGAAGAAGUCCUUGGAGUGGUAUUUUCGCGGUUUUGCGUGGGAAAGUGA